UACGGACCGUGUGUGACGUGUGCUCGUGUCUGUGAUGUGAUUGGUUCUCCGUCGUCAGUUUAAAAGUAGCCCGCGAAGAGAAGCUAACAAGGAAGAAAAUAAGAAGCUGGCAACGGUUUCGCGCUGAUUUCUGCCUCUUAAACUGAAAUAAUGUUCUUUUGAAAACGGAUUGUUGGUGAAAAAUAAAAAGCAUCCUCCGUCUGUGGAGCCCUGAGGUGGUCAGGAAGGGCAUUCCACAGACGGGGAGCGGCAGCUUCGAAAGCUCUGUCCCCCAUGGUCUUGAGCCGUGUCCUGGGUGCGAGCAGGCGGUGCUGUUGGCCUGACCGGGUCCUGGCUGACGUGUGUGGUGUGAGGAGAUGAUGGAGUCUUGUUUUGCUGGGAAGCUGGAGAGAGUUGGACCGGUGGAGGUGAAUGACAUCAGGAGAGACCUGCUGAGUGAAUUCACAGCUCUACCUGCACAGCAGGAGGGCGCUACAGUGCAGUCAGAAAACCUGCAGGUUUAUCUGAGGGUUCGACCGUUCACUGUGUCUGAGCGCAACAGCGGAGAAUCACAGGAGUGUGUGACCAUCGAAGGACCAGACACUGUGGUCCUGAAAGCUCAGAGGAGCUGUCAAUCAAACCGACAGAGUGAUAAGUCACAGACGGCUCAGAGGUUCAGUUUCACUCAGGUGUUUGGUCCAGAGUCCAGUCAGAGGACUGUGUUCGAGGGUUCUGUCCGUGGUCUGGUCCGGGACGUUCUGGAGGGAGGGAACUGUCUGGUGUUUACCUACGGAGUCACCAACGCCGGGAAAACCUUCACGUUCCUCGGUCCGGCUCACGACUCAGGUCUGCUGCCUCGCUCUCUGUCCGUCAUCUUCAACAGCAUCGAGGGCCGGAUGUACAGCCGCGGCGACCUGAAGCCUCAGCGCUGCAGAGACUUCAGCAGACUGACUCCUGACCAGCAGGUGGCAGAGUGCAACAGCAAGAAGAACCUGCUGAGGCAGUUCAAAGAGAGCGACAAAAACCUCACGUCAGGACGAUCCACGUUUCUUGAAGGCUCCUCCCUCAGCACUGACAGCAGUCUGAACAGCGUCUCUGACAACGACAGCUUCUGUCUGGACGUGGGAUCAAACGUGCGUUUCUCCGUGUGGGUUAGUUUCUGUGAGAUUUACAACGACAACAUCCACGACCUGCUGGAACAGGUUGGGGGACACCACAAGAGGGCGGUGCUGCGUCUGUCUCAGGAUGUCAAAGGAAACUCUUUCAUCAAAGACCUGCGCUGGGUUCAGGUGGACAGUGCUGAGGAGGCGUACAGAGUGAUGAAGAUCGGCAAGAAGAACCAGAGUUUCUCGUCCACCAGACUGAACCAUUUGUCGAGCAGGAGCCACAGCAUCUUCUCCAUCAGGAUCCUCAGAGUGGACGAUGUUGGAGUUCCCAGAAUCCUCGGCAUCAGCGAGUUGUCUCUGUGUGACCUCGCCGGCUCUGAACGAUGUUCUCGGACUCACAACACAGGAGAGAGACUGAAGGAGGCGGGAAACAUCAACACGUCUCUGAUGACGCUUGGGAAGUGUAUCAAGGUCAUGAGACUCAACCAGCACGCCAAGUUCCAGAAACAUGUCCCGUUCAGAGAGUCUAAACUGACUCACCUCCUGCAGUUCUUCUUCUGUGGUGCUGGACGCGUCUCCAUGGUCGUCAACAUCAACCAGAGCACGACGUCCUUCGACGAGACUCUCAACGUGCUCAAGUUCUCUGCCCUCGCUCAAAAGGUGGUGGUGUUGACCUCUAGGCCCGUUGUCCCAGAGGACGAGGCCCCCCACAGGUCGGCCAUGGAGCUGUCGCUCAUCAUUGACGAGGCCGACCGGCGCCGCAACGUGUCGGGGCGUGGGAGGAAGAGCUCGAUGGUUGCCUGGGAGACGACGCUGGAGGACGUGCUGGAGGAUGAGGAUGAUGAAGAGGAGGAGGAGGAGAGUAUGAUGGAGGGAACAGUGCUGGAGGCAGGAGGCGAGGAAGACGAGGAGGAACAGAAGUCCAGCCAGCAGGCGGCGCUACGUUUGGUUCAGGAGGCUCAGAUCAGAGAAGAGGUCAGCGCUGAGUUCAUGGAGCUUUUUAACAAGAUGGAGAAAGACUACAGUGAUCGUCUGGAGAAGGAGAGAGAGAUCCUGGAGGAGCGAGCAGAGAAACGAGUGGAGAUCCUGAAGAACCUGGUGAAUAAGACGGUGGAUCUGUCUGCUGCUGACGACAGCACCAAGGAAGUGGCUCUGUUGGAGGGGAUCAUCAGUUCAAUGACUGGCGACCUGGAGAAGAUCAGAGAGGACGCUCAGAGUGUCCACAGCUGUCUCACCGGACACUCUACAGUGGCUCUGGAGGAGGAGAUCUGGAGGCUGCAGGAGGUGAAGAAGAACAACGAGGAGACCAUCGCACAGCUGAGAGAGUGGGAGGCAGGGCAGAGGAGGCGAGAGGAGGAGCUGAGGAGGCGGGAGGAGCAGCUGGAGGAGGUGAAGAAGAACAACGAGGAGACCAUCGCACAGUUGAGAGAGCGUGAGGCGGGGCAGAGGAGGCGAGAGGAGGAGCUAAGGAGGCGGGAGGAGCAGCUGGAGGAGGUGAAGAAGAACUACGAGGAGACCAUCGCACAGCUGAGAGAGUGGGAGUCGGGGCAGAGGAGGCGAGAGGAGGAGCUAAGGAGGCGGGAGGAGCAGCUGGAGGAGGUGAAGAAGAACAACGAGGAGACCAUCGCACAGCUGAGAGAGUGGGAGGCGGGGCAGAGGAGACGAGAGGAGGUGCUGAGGAGGCGGGAGGAGGUGAAGAAGGAGCAGAAGGUCUCAGACCUGGAGGCGUGUCCAAACUGUGUCUCAGUGUUGUCGUCUCUGGAGUUGGAGCAGAGGGAAACUUCUCGACUGUCCAAGGAGAACAAAGCUCUGGUCAACGGGAUGUUCACACUGCAGACGCAGGUGACCAGUGUGCAGACGCAGCUCACAGAGAGGACUCACAGGUGUGACAGCCUAUCAGAGCAACUUGCCCCCGCAGAGUCCCGCCUCCAGCAGCUGCAGAGCCAAUCAGAGGAGAGGAACAAGACCAUCAUCAGUCUGCGGGAGGAGAGGGACAAACUGAGACAUGAAGUCCAGGAGGGGCGGGGCAUCAGCACGUUCCACGCAGUCAUAGAGGAGCUGAAGAAGGAGAGCGAGGCGGCGCUAGAGCGAUCAGCUGAUAAAUCUCAGCAGCUCCAGCAUCUGCAGGAGGCGCUCAUACACAGUGAGAGCCGGUGUGCAGAGCUCACAGAGGAGUUGGCCAAUCAGAGAGCAGAAUUCUCCCGCCUAAGGGCAGCGCUAGAGUCGGAGGGCGGAGCUCUGCGAGGACAACUUGAGGGGAUGGAGAGAUCACAGGAGGAGAAGAGGACAGAUGAGAGACGAGAGCUGCAGCAGAAAGAGAAGCAGGCGUUGCCGGUGGUUGAGGAGCUGAAGGAGGAGAUGCACAGACUCCAGGAGAGGAGGAGGAGACGAGAGGAGGAGGAGGAAAAUGAAGGAGGGAGGAGCCGAGAGUAUGAGGCAGUGAAGAGAGAGCUAGAGAGACUCCAGAGAGAGAACACUACACGGGACGUCCCUGUCUCUCCUCUGAGGACCAACAUGGAGGACACGAAGAAAAGCAACAGAACCACGGGGAGGAAGAGGAAGAGCUGCGAGGUGAAGGGUCUGGUUUUCAGUGAGAACAAGAGAAACAGAGGAAAAGCAAAGACUGGCACCAAGACACAGUCGUCCCCGGCGGUGAAGGACAAGAGGGACGGUGCUCUUCAGAAGAUCGGGGACAUGCUCCAGAGCUCACCGUCCAUCCUGAGCAGCAAAGCAAAGACCAUUAUGGGUCUGGUCAGUGGACACUCUGUGGACGGGGAGAACGUCCCCACUGCAACCAAACCCCGGCGAGGACGGAGGAAACUUUACAAGAUGGACGCCUCGUCCCCGCUCUUUGAUUCUCCCACCAUGACGACAGGAGGAGCGGAGGACGAGAAGGAGAGUGACCACGUCAUCAUCAGGAGACAACUGCGCUCCAAAACCUGCAGGAAGUGACAUCAUCAUCAUGUGGUGACGUCACCAACAUCUUCAUUGACUGUACAGUUUUUGUUUUGUUAUAACUUAACGUUUUUGUCGUCGGGGUCAAAUAAAACGAUCACAUGUAUUUUUUUAAAAAUAAAAGUUAUGCCCCGCCUC
Solea solea (common sole) is the source of this 4178-nucleotide messenger RNA. Its product is annotated as kinesin-like protein KIF20B. The transcript has 28 exons. NCBI's taxonomy places the organism in Eukaryota, Metazoa, Chordata, Actinopteri, Pleuronectiformes, Soleidae. The record is from RefSeq and is a predicted model, not a curated record. Gene Ontology annotation, cellular component: nucleus; spindle microtubule. The coding region runs from base 357 to 4037 and encodes 1226 amino acids. Gene Ontology annotation, biological process: microtubule-based movement; mitotic spindle assembly. Gene Ontology annotation, molecular function: plus-end-directed microtubule motor activity; ATP binding; microtubule binding.